Messenger RNA from Ochlerotatus camptorhynchus, 3311 nucleotides. It is a transcript of the gene CycE, whose product is annotated as cyclin E. Gene Ontology annotation, molecular function: cyclin-dependent protein serine/threonine kinase regulator activity. Lineage: Eukaryota; Metazoa; Arthropoda; Insecta; Diptera; Culicidae. The record is from RefSeq and is a predicted model, not a curated record. The transcript has 7 exons. The coding region runs from base 663 to 2366 and encodes 567 amino acids. Gene Ontology annotation, cellular component: cytoplasm; cyclin E1-CDK2 complex; nucleus. Gene Ontology annotation, biological process: G1/S transition of mitotic cell cycle; regulation of cyclin-dependent protein serine/threonine kinase activity.
UUCUUCAAGAGCUGCGCAAGCAGCUUAGCAGUAGUUCAUCGAGGAAGAAGAGGUGAAAACUCAUUUGGUGCUAGAACUUCGAACGUGUUGCCUCGUUGGAGCAAUUAGUGUGACCGCUAUCGGACAAGUGUGCCAACGGAUUGUGCCGGUUCGAAGGGAAAUCGGUUCUCCCGUUAUUGGACUAUCCGGAUCCGAAGGGGUUUCGGAAUUCAGCGGGCUACCUCAAGCAUAAAACCCCAUUGAUUUUGGGUAGUUCCCGUGCGGGAAGAUUCGUCAGCCAUUUAAUUUUUCCACCUCCUUCAUUCUCCUGCCUUUCUUCUUGAGUUUCGAGUUUGUGCGUGGUUGUGUGGUGGGGUUCGAAAUUCCUGCAGAGUGUUAACAUCUUGGUGCUGGUUCUCUAGGAAUUUUUGCCGGGAAUAAGAAGUACACGCUCAUUGAGCAUCGGCAGCAGCAGUAGCUCAGCAGCAGAUACCAGGAGGAGGAAAUCUGGGAACCUAAGUUGUCCUCAGUCCUGGAAAGUGAGCUUAUGUGAAAGUGGAUAACUGUGGAAUUAGAAAGCACAAGGAGUUCCGGAUUACCGUCCGGUGCAAGCGGUCCAGGCGAGGCCUCGGCCCGAACCAGUAGGUGAAAGCAGCUAUCGAAGAAGCCCAGCCCCGAAAAGGAUGGAUCUGUAUAGUUCCGAGGAUGUCAGCAUAUCGUCAACGUCGGACAUUCCAGAACCUCGAACCAGAAAUAGUCGGAAGCGGAAAUAUACCCUGGACGAUGCGGACAUAGAAAACCAGCGGCCCAGCAAGCGGCAUGGCGGUGAUCGACGGUUGUCGCCAAUUGCAGCGUCUUCUGCUCCCGCGGUACAGGUGCAGGUCCCAAGUGUUGCCAGUUCGGCGGCAUCCAGUAAUAGUGCCAGCAACAGUAUCACCAUCGGGAGCAGCGAGUACACCUCCGAUACGCAGAGUUCGUCGGAAUGCUACUCAACGACGGCCGAGUUUGACAUUUUCCCACUGGCUAGUCCUACCUCUGUAAAUAGUAAUAUCCUUAGUCCUUCCUGUGAUGCAUCCCGUGGCAGUUGGCACACCACCAAGGGUGACACGACGCCGCACGGCAAUAGAAAAUCUUCGUCUCAUAAUCGACAACAUAGUGAAAAUAGUGGUAGUACCAGUAAUAAUAAUAAUAGCAAUAGUAAAUCUCAAAUUCCCGCCUCGCUCUCGUGCUGUGUGACUCCGUCGUCCGAGCAGCGAACCUGCCCGUUGCCUCAGUUUGCUUGGGCCGACUCCAAAAAGGUGUGGAAGCUCAUGUGUCGGAAAGACGAGAAGGCAUCACUCGAGCGGGAACCCAACAUGUUCGACCAGCAUCCAGGCCUUCAGCCACGAAUGCGUGCAAUCCUACUGGACUGGUUGAACGAGGUGUGCGAAGUGUACAAACUACACCGGGAAACGUACUAUCUGGCGGUGGACUACAUCGAUCGGUUUCUCAGCCGGAAGAAGGAACAGAAGAAGACCCACCUUCAGCUCCUGGGAAUAACGGCGCUGUUCGUGGCGGCAAAGGUCGAGGAAAUCUAUCCGCCCAAAAUCGGCGAAUUCGCCUACGUCACGGACGGUGCCUGUUCGGAGGAUGACAUCCUGCGCGAGGAGCUGCUGCUGCUUAGUGAACUCCAGUGGAGUAUCAACCCCGUAACGGUGAUGGGUUGGCUAGGGACGUACAUGCAAGUCAACGCUACCAGCCGGCAGAUGGAAAUGAUGCACCCACAUUCCACUAGCUGCCGGAAGAAGCAGCAGCAGCAACAGCAAACCGCAGCAUUGAAACGGCAGCCUGACGAAGCCUUCGUAUAUCCCCAGUUUUCCGGUAUGGAGUUCGCGCAGACUGCCCAACUUAUCGAUCUGUGCUCGUUGGACGUCGGUCUAGCGAACUUUCCCUACUCUGUGAUCGCCGCGGCUGCCAUAAGCCACACUUUCGAUAGAAAAACCGCUAACAGUGUGUCCGGUUUGGACUGGGACGUGAUUGCUCCGUGUGCCAAAUGGAUGGAACCGUACUUUCUAGUGAUCUGCGAUGAGAACGAAGUAUCUCCGCUGGCACUGCUCGAGUCCAACGAACAGGUCAACAGUAGCUAUGGACUGGCACACGUUUGCCCCAAUCUGGUGGCGGACAGCUCCCACAUCAUCCAGACGCACACCACCUCGUUGGAUAUGUUCGAUAAAGCAUCUCUUCGCCGCGAACAUCUCGCAGUCGUCGCCUGUAUCAUUCAACAGGAAGCCUCACCCGCACCUCUGUUGGAUCCCGAGGGCCUACUAACUCCACCCGCUUCCAGCCGGAAAUCGCUCGAUGCAAGCAAUCCUCUCGAAGUUGGGAAUAAACUGGUGAAUAAGACUUAAUAGACUGUAAGUUGAAGUAUGUACUAAGAUUUUAUAAUAUUUUAAAGAGUAAAAGAGUUAAAUAGUUUUUGUCUGACAGUUCAAAUUGCAAGAAUUUUUAUGCAGAACCAAUUGAUGGAAGGUUUAAAUAAGUGUAUCACUAUGUUAUAUCUCAUUAACAAUCUACCAUCAAUUCGCAGAAACGGGUUGGUAUAUGUCUAAAUAGAUAUUAGCUCUCAAUAAAACGUUGACUUCAGAAUGCAUAUGUAUAUACUUAUAGCAAAAUAUUCAUCCAAGUAUUAACAAUACUGCCAACCAUACAAUAUAGUACAAAACAUACGUUGAUACUUUCUAAGCAAUCGAGCUUUUCUCUCCAUCCGCAUUAACAUCCUAAUCAUUAAACGAUUUUCCCACUAACAGCUAACACAUACGAUGAUGCUUUUAAUAAUUUCCUUCAGCAUCCUUUCUCCCAUUUACAAAACAAAACGUAACCAUCUCCACGCUUUUCUCUCCAUCCACAUUAACAUUCGAAUUAUUAAACGAUUUUCCCACUAACAGUUAACACCUCCGAUGAUGCUUUUAAUAAUUUCCUUUAGCAUCCUUUAUCCCAUUUACAAAACAAAACGUAACCAUCUCCACGCUUAUCCCAGCAAUCCAAUUAACAUGGAAUCCCCCGCUUUUAUCUAACUACUAACAACUAUGGCAACGCACUACCUAUCCUUUUCCGAGGCUUUGGAAAAGUAUCAACGUGAGUGGAAAAGUUGGAAAACGGAAUUUAACAUUUAGAGAAGACGCUAUUGGCAACAAUAGCGGCAAUCUCCGAUAGAGCAAGGGGAUUUAAUGUUGUGUAUAUAUAGUGUAUGGAAGCGUAUAAAUUUGCAGAAGUUGGUUUGAAUGUAUGUGAGAGAAAAAAGACGCUUAUUAAAUUAAUGGAUCAUUUUUCCCUGAAACUAAUGUUAAGCAUUU